Pelecanus crispus (Dalmatian pelican) is the source of this 1446-nucleotide messenger RNA. The record is from RefSeq and is a predicted model, not a curated record. Lineage: Eukaryota; Metazoa; Chordata; Aves; Pelecaniformes; Pelecanidae.
GAUCCCAGAGUCCUGGACAGCAUGCUCCCGUACCUGACGGCCUACUAUGGCAACCCCCACUCCAGGACUCACGCCUACGGCUGGGGGGGGGGGGGCGCAAGGCGGCAAGUUGCAGAUUUAAUAGGAGCUGAUUCAAGGGAAAUCAUAUUUACCAGCGGUGCAACAGAAUCAAAUAAUAUGGCAGUUAAGGGUGUUGCAAGGUUCUAUAAAUCCAGAAAAAAGCAUAUCAUUACUACGCAAACAGAGCACAAGUGCGUGUUGGAUUCUUGCCGUUCCUUGGAGACAGAAGGUUUUCAAGUCACGUAUCUGCCUGUUAAAAAAAAUGGGCUCAUAGAUUUGAAGGAGUUGGAGGCUGCGUUCCAGCCGGAUACAAGUUUGGUUUCAGUAAUGACUGUGAAUAAUGAAAUAGGAGUGAAGCAGCCAAUUCAUGACAUUGGUGAGAUCUGCCGUGCACAUAAGGUUUUCUUCCACACAGAUGCUGCACAAGCAGUUGGUAAAAUUCCUAUGGAUGUCAACGACAUGAAAAUUGAUCUAAUGAGCAUCAGUGGCCAUAAAAUUUAUGGGCCCAAAGGGGUUGGUGCUAUCUAUGUUCGCCGUCGACCGCGCGUCAGGCUAGAACCCCUGCAAAGUGGGGGAGGCCAGGAGAGAGGACUGCGGUCUGGGACUGUGCCCACUCCUUUGGCAGUGGGACUGGGGGCAGCGUGUGAAGUGGCACAGCAAGAAAUGGAGUAUGACCAUAAGCGAAUCUCACAACUGGCAGAACGCCUGGUUACAAAAAUAAUGAGUGAAGUUCCUGAUGUGGUUAUGAAUGGAGAUAGAGAGCAUCGCUAUCCAGGAUGCAUCAAUUUAUCUUUUGCAUAUGUGGAAGGGGAGAGUCUUCUGAUGGCUCUGAAAGACGUGGCUCUGUCUUCAGGAAGUGCUUGCACGUCAGCUUCUCUGGAGCCUUCCUAUGUUUUGCGGGCAAUCGGAACAGACGAAGACUUGGCUCACUCAUCUAUAAGGUUUGGUAUUGGUCGUUUCACUACAGAGGAAGAAGUAGAUUAUACAGUGCAGAAGUGCAUACAGCAUGUUAAGAGGCUGAGGGAAAUGAGCCCGCUCUGGGAAAUGGUGCAGGAUGGAAUUGACCUCAAAAGCAUUAAAUGGACUCAGCACUGAGAAAGUGCCGCUAUCUAUGGACUAAACGUGGAUUAAAAUGCAUUUUCUGUACAUUCCUGAACAAAUUAUGUAGCACUUCUGGGUUUUGAUGCUUGCAAUUUGACUGGAAAACUACCCUUCCUGAUCACAAAGUCUAAGAAGCCAAAAAUGAGACUUUAUCCUGGAGAAAGGCAGGAUGAUAUAACACCCAUUGCAUUUAUAUUGACACACAGAAAUUUAUGCUAAAAUAUAAUUUAUUUGGAAAUGUAUUUUCUAAUAAGAAAAUUAAAUCAGUGUGUUACUCCUGUGCCA